This is a messenger RNA of Apaloderma vittatum (bar-tailed trogon), 1371 nucleotides long. RefSeq names its product phospholipase A1 member A (gene PLA1A). The transcript has 11 exons. Gene Ontology annotation, biological process: lipid metabolic process. Gene Ontology annotation, molecular function: lipase activity; carboxylic ester hydrolase activity. Bases 1 to 1371 code for a protein of 456 amino acids. Lineage: Eukaryota; Metazoa; Chordata; Aves; Trogoniformes; Trogonidae. The record is from RefSeq and is a predicted model, not a curated record.
AUGGUUGAGGAUCCAAAGAGAAAGCCACUCGUUGCUCUUGCUGUCCUCUUGCUGCUCAGCUCAGCGCAAGCAGGGAAUACAGACAGACUCUCAGGGCAUAACUGCACUGACUUCCAAACAGCAAAUUUCCUUCAGGGCAGGAAGCUUAAAGUCCAGUUUCUUCUGUUCACCUCUUCAAAUCCCAGCUGUGGGGAACUGAUUUUACCCGAGGAUGGCAUCAAGAACUCCAGCUUCAACAACAGCCUGGAAACCAAGAUCAUAAUCCAUGGCUUCAGGGCUUUGGGUACCAAACCUUCCUGGAUUGAAGGGCUUGUCCAUGCCAUACUGCACACAAGCCAGGUGAACGUGAUCGCAGUAGACUGGGUUUAUGGGUCUACAGGAGCUUAUCCCUCCGCGGUGGAAAAUGUCACCCAGCUGGCCCUCUCCAUCUCACAAUUCAUCAGCAAGCUCCUGGCCCUGGGAAUCUCAGGGACAUCCAUCCACAUCAUUGGGGUAAGCCUCGGUGCACAUGUUGGGGGCUUGGUGGGACACUUCCAUGGCGGUCAGCUGGGACGGAUAACAGGCCUGGAUCCCGCAGGCCCUAAGUACACCAGAGCCAGCCCUGAGGAACGCCUGGAUCCUGGGGAUGCCCUCUUCGUGGAAGCCAUUCAUACCGAUGCUGACAAUUUUGGGAUCCGAAUUCCUGUAGGCCACAUAGACUAUUUCGUCAAUGGAGGCAAAGAUCAGCCAGGAUGCCCCCGAUUCAUCUCUGCAGGCUAUGAGUAUCUGAUCUGUGAUCACAUGAGGGCAGUACAUCUCUAUGUCAGUGCCUUGAAACAUUCCUGUCCAUUCAUGGCGUUCCCCUGUGCAAGCCAUCAAGAUUUUUUAAACGGUCAUUGCCUGGACUGCGUUGACCCCUUCCUGUUCUCCUGUCCCAGAAUAGGCCUGUUGGAGCAGGCUGGUGUGAGCAUGAGAAAGCUGCCCAGAGAAGUGAAAGUUUAUUUAAUGACCAGUCCCUCAGACCCAUUCUGUGUUCAUCACAGCCUGGUUGAGUUCCACUUGCAGAAGAAGAGAAGCAUGGUCACCAGCAUUGAGGUCACUUUCUUCAGCAACAGCACCAAGGACACAGCAAAGAUCACUAUACCUAAGGACCAGGAGAUGGGCAAACACCUGCUGGCCCACAGAGUUCCUCUCUGCCAGAUAAAGAGUAUGACACUGAAGUAUCUCCCCCAGAGUCACUUUUGGAAGAAGGAUGAAUCAUCCAUUGUGGGCAAGUUCUGCGCAGCCCCACUGCCUCUCAAUAGCAACCGGACAAUGUCAUGCCUGCCCUGGAACCUCACCCUCCCUGGCAACACAGACAUCUCCCAUGACCUUCCCACUACUUGUACCUAG